AUGGCACUUCGAUGUCGAUCCGCCUGUCCGCGCCCACUCGCGUGCGUGGCGUCCCUGGCAGCUCUGCUGGCUUUGCUCGCGGCGGCUCCGCAGCCGGGCGCGGGCGCACCGCUGGUGCUCUGCGCGGCGCCGGCGCUGAACCGAGCGCCCAGGCGGGCGACGAGGAUCCUGCGAAGAUCAGGAGAGAGGCAGCUCACCUUACAGGAGGCCUAUGCCGAGCUUGGCCUCCCUGCCGGUGCAAGCAUCCGACAGGUGCGCAAGGCCUUCCGUCGCCUGGCGCGGCAGCUGCACCCUGACGUCUGCGCGCCCUCCGAGCUGGCGCAAACCGCGCUGCGCUUCGUGGCGAUGAAGCAAGCGUAUGAUUUCAUCAUGUCCUAUGACUAG
Durusdinium trenchii is the source of this 384-nucleotide messenger RNA. The record is from the annotation of a GenBank genome assembly. NCBI's taxonomy places the organism in Eukaryota, Dinophyceae, Suessiales, Symbiodiniaceae.